Messenger RNA from Helicoverpa zea (corn earworm), 1935 nucleotides. RefSeq names its product 2',5'-phosphodiesterase 12. Bases 123 to 1877 code for a protein of 584 amino acids. Gene Ontology annotation, molecular function: 3'-5'-RNA exonuclease activity. The record is from RefSeq and is a predicted model, not a curated record. Gene Ontology annotation, biological process: nuclear-transcribed mRNA catabolic process, deadenylation-dependent decay. Gene Ontology annotation, cellular component: mitochondrion. NCBI's taxonomy places the organism in Eukaryota, Metazoa, Arthropoda, Insecta, Lepidoptera, Noctuidae. The transcript has 8 exons.
UUGUCAAAUGUCAAUGUGUCAGACAAACAUCAUCAGGCAAGCGGGCUAUAGGUUAUGUUUUUCUGAAUAUUUACGUUAAUUCUACCUAUUUACGUUUAUACUUACAGUUUAUUUAAUAUAUUAUGCUAUUUCGAUUUCUGAACAUAAGAUUUUACGCCACAGUUAUUUCACCAUCAAACAUCAUGAACAUCAAUAAAUGCUAUUUCAGAUACAUACAACAUGAAGAUAAAGUAGACAUUUCUUUUUUAUUUGAUGUUAAAGGUUCUCCUAGGCAAUUCAAUUUUAGCCGAAAACCAACAGAAACUCUAGAAGUCUUACUCGGUCGCAUGAAAACCAACAUUGUAAAAGCAAUAGACAAGGGGAAUAAAAAAAAGAAAAAUAGUGAAAGCAAUACAAAUGUUCUCCUAGAAUUUUGUGAUUCUAAGAAUACUCCUAUUGAUGCCAAUAUCACUUGCAAUGACCUUUUUGCUAUGAAUGGCCCAGUUAAAUUAAAAAUGUCUGAUAAUCUUUAUGAAGUUGUUUUUAAUUCUCCAUGGGUGAUAAGUAUGAAUUUGCCUCAAAGUAUUUUAGCUGGUUUCCCCGUGUAUCCACUGCAGUUUGAGACUCAAUAUGCUAAACCAGAGAAGUGUACAUUCAAUUGGUACAAAGGAUUACCAUUAGAUGAUAAGGGGAAGCCAGUGAAUGAGCAAAAUAUCCAGUGGGAACUAACUGGAAACAAUUUUACUUACACACCUCAUGCACAAGAAGUUGGUAUGAAGUUAAAACUAGAAUGCAUACCAGGAAAUGAUGAGACAGUUGGCCCUGCUGUUGAAACAAUAUCUAAGAAUCUUAUAGAAGCUGGACCUGGGAACUGUCCAUUUGAAACUAGGCAUAUGUUUACAACACAGAAACUGAAAGAAAAGAGCUUCAGGUGUGUAUCCUACAACAUUCUGGCUGAUUUGUACUGUGACUCUGACCACACAAGAACAGUUCUGUAUCCAUACUGCCCCCCAUAUGCAUUACACAUUGAUUAUAGAAAACAACUUAUUUUAAAAGAGUUGCUUGGAUAUAACAGUGAUAUAAUAUGUCUUCAAGAAGUGGACCGUAAAAUAUUCAAAAGCUGUCUAACACCAAUAAUGAAUUCAGCUGGGCUAAAUGGUUUAUUUUAUAAAAAAGGAAAAGAAGUUGCUGAAGGCUUGGCAUGUUUUUACAAUAAAGACAGAUUUAAAUGCUUUGGAGAUAAAGCGAUAGUAUUAUCUGAAGCUUUGACUACUAAAAAAUGUCUUCAAUCAAUUUGGGCAAAAAUCAAAGAUAAUGAGCCCCUAACUAAACGAUUAUUAGAUAGAUCAACAGUGUCAAGUGCCACAUUCCUUGAGUCCAUUGACAACCCUAAUGAGAUUCUAAUAGUUGGCAACACUCAUUUAUAUUUUCACCCUGAUGCUGACCACAUAAGAUUGCUACAAGGAGGUAUUGUCAUAUACUGGUUAAUGGAUAUUCACAAAACUAUAAUUUCAAAGUUUCCCGACAAAAGAGUAAGCCUUAUACUUUGUGGUGAUUUCAACAGUGUUCCUUCAUGUGGUAUAUACCAGUUGUACACAACCGGUUCAUCACCAAGCACUUUGCCAGACUGGAAAUCAAAUAUAGAUGAAGCUGUAAAUGGUUUAAGUUUGGAACAAACCAUUUCCUUAGGCAGUGCAUGUGGAACCCCACCCUAUACUAAUUAUACUGCAGAGUUUGCAGAUUGCCUGGAUUACAUAUACUAUGAAAAGUUAAAUUUAGAGGUGGAACAGGUUGUUCCUCUUCCAUCUGUAGAUGAAUUAAAAUUACAUACAGCUUUGCCGAGUGUUGUAUUUCCUUCUGACCAUAUAGCUUUGGUAACUGAUUUACGGUUUAAGUAGAACAGUUAAUAUUUUUUAUUUAUGUUACAUUCUAUGGAAUAAAAUAUGCAAAUGUUAA